GCUUGUUGGGGUUGGGGAACUGGGGAAGGGGAGGAGGAUCAAACAUUCAGCCAAAAAAAAGACCAAAAAAGGUUAAAAAGCAAACACUUUCCAUGGCCUUCCGGCUAUGUUCCAGAAAGGCCACGUCCCUUAACCUAACCCACUUUUUUCCUCAUGAUGACUUAUGGGGUUGUCGGUUUUUAUUUUUUUAUUUUUCUUAAUUUUAAUAUCUAAUAAUAAUAAUAAUACUAAGUUCUUCACCAACCAACCCAAUUGACUGAGUUGAUCCUACGAAAUGGAGAAAAAAAAAGCAAGUAAAGAGACAGAGUUAAAAAAUAUUGAAAUAAUAUACGUGUAACCUGCUGAGAAUUCUAGCGUCUAAUCGAUCUCUGAGUUGACACUUCAUCAUUAAUCCUCAUGACACCUAUUUGUCACCCACAACCACUUCAGCUACAGGCUUACAACUUUCAACAUUUUCUAACUCUCUCUCAAAUUCAAACCAAAGAAACUGGAAAAAGAAGCUAAUAUGUAGAACCCAUACAUGCAUGCAUGCAUAGAUGACAUGCAUGCCAUGAAUGGAUGCUAGAAUAUCAUCUGAGAUUUGAGAAUAUCUUUGAGGUCACUGUCCAUGGAUGCAAGUAGGUUGUUGUUUUAUCAUCUGUCAUAUAUAAAAUUAGAAGGAGGAAAGCAUGGUAAGUACAGAGACCCAAAAGCCGCACAUUGAAUCCUCUUUUAUCUUUAUAGAUUCUUGAUUCUAUUUUAUUUUAUCCAUUUUUCACACCCACCACACUUGGUUGUUGUCUAUAUAUCCAGCAUUUGCUUCUCAUUUUGCUGCAACCUUUCAUCCUCGUGGGUUCUCUGAGUUCACUGGCUUUUCUUGUUCUGCAAUUCUGUUGAUUACUCUUUUCUUUGUUCUGUCUUUUUUAGAAUCACAUAUUUCAGAACAGAAUUAAGUUUGUUAAGUUUUUCCUUUCUAGUGGGCAUUUGAUUUUGAUCUGAUUUUCAAAGAUUUGGCCCCCAAAAUCAGAAGCACUGCUUCAUACAACGGAAGUUUUGGGUUCCUUUUUAUUGAACACAGAACCAAGUUUGCUUUGGCUUUGUAUCUUGAGUUCUCCUGAUUUGUCAAAUCUUUGUUGUUCCCCUAUUUUUCUUUUUUCUCAUGGCACCCCCUAAUGAUCCUGUUAAGUCAAUUUUCAGUGUUAUUGGGUCUGAGAGUCCUGUCCAAUACUUUGAUUUGUCGAAUGGUAAGUUCAGUAUUAAAGGUGUACCAUUGCUCUCUGAAGUUCCCAGCAAUGUCACUUUCAGUUCCUUUUCAUCUAUAUCUCAAUCCUCUAAUGCUCCACUUCACCUGCUCCAGCGUGUCCAGUCCAUGUCUUAUAAGGGUGGGUUUUUCGGGUUCGCUAAAGAGGAGCCUUCUGAUAGGUUGAAGAACUCCUUGGGCAAGUUCAAUAAUAGGAAUUUUCUUAGCAUCUUUAGGUUCAAGACAUGGUGGUCUACCAUGUGGGUGGGGAGUUCUGGCUCAGAUUUGCAACUGGAAACUCAAUGGGUUCUCUUAGAUGUUCCUGAAAUAAGGUCAUAUGUCCUCAUUUUACCCUUGAUUGAGGGGAGUUUUAGGUCUGCUCUUCAGCCUGGUGUUGAUGGGCACACCAUGAUUUAUGCAGAGAGCGGUUCUACUCAAGUGAAGGCAUCAUCUUUUGAUGCCAUCGCUUAUGUUCAUGUGUCUGAAAAUCCCUACGACUUGAUGAAAGAGGCUUAUAGUGCUGCUAGGGUCCAUCUCAAUACCUUUCGGCUCUUGGAAGAGAAAGCAGUUCCACCACUGGUAAACAAGUUCGGUUGGUGCACCUGGGAUGCAUUCUACUUAACUGUGGAUCCUAUCGGCGUAUGGCAUGGGGUGAAUGAAUUUGCUGAAGGUGGUGUUUCGCCAAGAUUUCUCAUUAUUGAUGAUGGCUGGCAAAGUAUCAACAUAGAUGGCGACAACCCGAAUGAGGAUGCAAAAAAUCUUGUUUUGGGUGGGACUCAAAUGACUGCCAGGCUCUACCGGUUGGAUGAAUGUGAGAAGUUCAGAAGGUACCAGGGUGGGUUGAUGUUGGGACCUAAGGCUCCUUCUUUUGAUCCAAAGAGGCCAAAGAUGCUGAUUGCAAAGGCGAUUGAGGUUGAGCAUGCUGAGAAGGCUCGUGAUAAAGCAAUCAAUUCUGGGGUCACUGAUCUGUCUCCAUUUGAUUUGAAAAUUGAGAAGCUGAAGAAAGAGUUGAAUGAAAUAUUCGGUGGGGAAGAAAAUAGCACUUCAAGUGAGAGUUGUAGAAGCUGUUGUUGCAAGGUUGAGAACAAUGGAAUGAAAGCUUUUACUAGGGAUUUGAGAACUAAAUUUAAAGGUUUGGAUGAUAUAUACGUCUGGCAUGCCUUAUGUGGUGCUUGGGGCGGUGUUAGGCCGGACUCUACUCAUCUCAAUUCCAAGGUAGUUCCCGUUAGAGUCUCUCCUGGACUUGAUGGGACAAUGAAUGACCUUGCGGUGGUGAAAAUUGUUGAAGGUGGAAUUGGGCUUGCUCAUCCUGAUCAAGCUGAUGAUUUCUAUGAUUCAAUGCACUCCCACCUUAACAAGGUCGGGAUUACAGGAGUUAAAGUGGAUGUCAUUCAUACACUUGAAUAUGUGUGUGAGGAGUACGGAGGCCGGGUUGAGCUUGGAAAGGCUUAUUACAAGGGGCUGAGUAAUUCCAUUUCCAAGAACUUCAAUGGAACUGGGAUCAUAGCUAGCAUGCAACAAUGCAAUGACUUUUUCUUCCUAGGGACACAGCAGAUAUCUUUCGGAAGAGUAGGUGAUGACUUUUGGUUUCAAGACCCAAACGGGGAUCCAAUGGGGGUUUAUUGGUUACAAGGAGUUCAUAUGAUCCACUGUGCCUACAACAGCAUGUGGAUGGGUCAGAUCAUACAGCCAGAUUGGGAUAUGUUCCAAUCUGACCACCUUUGUGCUAAGUUCCAUGCUGGAUCAAGGGCCAUAUGUGGAGGCCCUGUCUACGUGAGUGACUCAGUUGGUGGCCAUGAUUUCGAUCUUAUAAAGAAGCUUGUGUUCCCUGAUGGUACCAUUCCCAAGUGCCUGCAUUUCGCUCUCCCAACAAGAGAUUGCCUUUUCAAGAACCCUCUCUUCGACAGUAAAACCAUUCUCAAGAUUUGGAACUUGAAUAAGUAUGGUGGUGUGAUAGGAGCUUUUAACUGUCAAGGAGCCGGGUGGGACCCCAAAGAGCAAAGGAUCAAGGGCUACUCAGAGUGCUACAAGCCAAUGUCUGGUUCAGUUCAUGUUACUAACAUCGAAUGGGACCAAAAAAUAGAAGCAACAGGGAUGGGUGAAGCCGAAGAAUUUGCUGUCUAUCUUGACCAGGCUGAGGAACUAUUCCUAGUGACCCCUAGAUCAGAUCCCACUCAGAUCACCAUCCAACCAUCUACAUUUGAGAUAUUCAGCUACGUGCCAAUCAAAAAGCUUGGCCCGACAGCCAAGUUUGCGCCCAUUGGACUUACAAACAUGUUCAAUAGUGGAGGGACCUUGCAAGAAUUGGAGUAUAAUGAGUCAGGAGCUGAGACUGGUGUUAAAGUCAAAGUUAAAGGAGGGGGGAAUUUCUUGGCCUAUUCAAGUGAGAAACCAAAGAAGUGUUAUUUGAAUGGCACUGAAGUGGGCUUUGAGUGGGGGGUUGAUGGCAAACUCACUUUAAGUCUCCCUUGGAUUGAAGAAGCCGGUGGCCUUUCUGAUGUGGGUUUUCUCUUUUGAGUUUGAUUCUAGUUAGGUUAGACUGAUUGAUUACCCAGAAAAUCAGUAAUUUUAGUUUUCUCAAUGCUUGGAUUUGGUUGUGGGUUUUUCAGGUUCCGUGUUCACUGCUAAUCAACUUGUAAAGGAUGCAUUCUCAUCCUUCUCCCUCUAGUAUGUCAGGAUUUAAUUCCUGAGUUAAUGUAUUUCUGCUUGAAACUUAAAUGAUAUGUUAUUGGAGAUUAGCUUUUUCA
Messenger RNA from Vitis vinifera (wine grape), 3966 nucleotides. RefSeq names its product stachyose synthase. The transcript is spliced from 4 exons. Lineage: Eukaryota; Viridiplantae; Streptophyta; Magnoliopsida; Vitales; Vitaceae. The record is from RefSeq and is a predicted model, not a curated record. The coding region runs from base 1139 to 3736 and encodes 865 amino acids.